This is a messenger RNA of Oryctolagus cuniculus (rabbit), 927 nucleotides long. NCBI's taxonomy places the organism in Eukaryota, Metazoa, Chordata, Mammalia, Lagomorpha, Leporidae. The record is from RefSeq and is a predicted model, not a curated record.
UAUGUUUCACUGUGGAGAGUUAAUUCCACAGGUGUAAUUUUCAGACACCUGACAAUAGCCAACUCCUUGGUCAUCCUCUCUAAAGGAGUACUCCAAACAAUGGCAGCUUUUGGGAUGAAUUUUUCCCUCAGUGAUGUUGAGUGCAAACUUGUUUUCUAUGUCCACAGAGUGGGCAGGGGUGUCUCCAUCAACACCACCUCCCUUUUGAGUGUCUUCCAGGUGAUCAUAAUCAAUCCCAGGAACUCCAGGUAUGCAGAGUUUAAAGCAAAAGCUCUGAAGUACAUGGACCUCUCCAAUAUCCUCUGCUGGAUCCUGCACAUGAUGCUAAAUAUUAUGGUGCCGAUGAAAAUGACUGGUCAAUGGAGCAAUAAAAACAUCACAAGGAGAGAUUAUGGAUUCUGUUAUGCUGAAGAUCAUAACAAUGUCAUAGAAUACUUACUGUAUACAAUUUUGUUAUUAUUUCCUGAUGUUUUCUGCCUGGUGCUUAUGUUGUGGGCCAGUAGCUCCAUGAUAUUUAUCUUGCACAGGCACAGACAGCAGGUCCAACACAUUCACAGGACCAGUGUUUCAUGCAAAUCAGCUCCUGAGACCAGAGCCACUCAAAACACCCUCGUUCUGGUGAGCACUUUUGUGUCUUUUACACUCUUUCCUCCUGGUGUUGAUACUCAUAACUUAAACGAUGGGUUAUCUCAGUGGUCUGAAAAUUGGAAGGAACUGGGGAGAACUUCUCAGGAGAUCAGAGAACCCAGUGAGCCUCAGGUGCUCCACCAGCAGCUGCUCAACUGCCAGGUAACAGGACAUGCCGACUUCUGUGUCAGCCCCAGUCUCCCACCAGGGAUCCAGGAAGAAGAAACAAUCCCAUCCAAGCACUCAAGCGGUCUCUUGAGAGAUACUCACUUGGAAUUCAUGAUUGUUUCUGGUGACUAG